UUGCGCCGGCCGAGCAGAUCGGCAGACGCCGAGCGCGGUCCACGCGCCCGCGGGUAUAAGAGCGCGCCUGGCGACCGCGCGGGUUUUCUUCACCUCCCUCCAUCUCUAUCUGAUUGUAGGAUCGCCGCCAUGUCUGUCAACGAGCGCACGUACAUCAUGAUCAAGCCCGACGGCGUCCAGCGUGGGCUCGUUGGCAAGAUCAUCCAGCGCUUCGAGGAGCGCGGCUUCAAGCUCGUCGCCAUGAAGCUCGUCCACGCGUCGGUCGAGCACCUCGAGAAGCACUACGGUGACCUCGCGGGCAAGCCGUUCUUCCCGGGCCUCGUCAAGUACAUGGCCUCCGGCCCCGUUGUCGCGAUGGUCUGGCAGGGCCUUGACGCUGUCAAGACCGGCCGCUCCAUGCUCGGUGCCACCAACCCGCUCGCGUCCGCCCCGGGCUCCAUCCGCGGCGACUUUGCGCUCGCUGUCGGCCGCAACAUCUGCCACGGAUCCGACUCUGUUGAGAACGCGGAGAAGGAGAUCAAGCUCUGGUUCCCGGAGGGUACGAUCCAGUACACCAACGUCAACGAGCAGUGGAUCUUUGAGUGAACGAAGGGAUUGCUCUGGUAGCGAUGAAGGUUUUAGACGUGUAAAAUUUGUUGUACAUCGGAUGCCAUCGGUUCAUCAGGA
This is a messenger RNA of Schizophyllum commune H4-8, 666 nucleotides long. RefSeq names its product nucleoside diphosphate kinase. Gene Ontology annotation, molecular function: nucleoside diphosphate kinase activity. The transcript has 5 exons. Bases 130 to 585 code for a protein of 151 amino acids. Gene Ontology annotation, biological process: CTP biosynthetic process; UTP biosynthetic process; GTP biosynthetic process. NCBI's taxonomy places the organism in Eukaryota, Fungi, Basidiomycota, Agaricomycetes, Agaricales, Schizophyllaceae. The record is from RefSeq and is a predicted model, not a curated record.